AGUCUCUGUGUGUGGGCAUGCAUGUGCAUGCGUGUGUGUAUUAGAGCCAGAGACAAAAAGCGUUCCUCCUAUCAACUGGCAGCAAAGGGGGAAAGGGAACGGGUGUCAGGUCAAUCUCCUUGGUGCCAAGUUCUCUAAAGCAGCCAUUUGAGCAACUGGACAAGCAUGUCAGGAGGAGUGCGCGUUGCAUUGCGGAGACUCCUGGUCUGGGCAGCUUUCCUGGUACUGGAAGGUUCAAAGUCUCGUUCAGAAGAGUUUGUGCCCCAAAUCAUUGAUCACCCCUCUGACCUUGUGGUUCGUUGGGACCAGCCUGCUACCCUGAACUGCCGUGCUACCGGAAACCCAGAGCCUACAAUAGAGUGGUAUCGCAAUGGAGAGCACGUGAAAACAAACAGAGACGAUGCUACAUCUCAGCUUACUCUCCUGCCUGAUGGGUCCCUCUUCUUCCUCCGCCUCAGCCAGAAGAAGGGCAAAUCGGAUGAGGGAGUGUACAACUGUGUGGCCAGGAAUCACUUGGGCACUGCUACAAGCAAGAACGCCUCGCUCUAUGUGGCAGCUCUGCGGGAAGAUUUUCGGCUUCAUCCCAGUGAUUCAGUGGUGACAAGUGGAGAACAAUUGUUGCUCGAAUGCAUUCCCCCCAAAGGACAUCCGGAGCCUAAAGUCUCAUGGAAGAAGAAUGGAAUACCCAUAAAUGAGGAAAGUGGACAUUAUGAGGUCUCUGGUGCAAAGCUUCUAAUAGCCCAUGCUCUGAAAAGUGAUUCGGGAGCGUAUGUUUGUCUGGCCUCUAAUCAAAUAGGAGAGAGAGAAAGCAGAGCAGCUUUGGUGUCUGUCUUGGAAAAGCCAGUGUUCACUCGGAGACCGAAUGACAUUGUGGCCAAACUUGGAAGCACCGUUGUGUUUACGUGUGGAAUCCAUGGAGACCCAAUGCCCACUGUCCAGUGGCACAAAGAAUAUGGAGAGCUUCCCUCAGGAAGGUAUGACAUAAGCCAAGAAAACACCCUUCAGAUUCACCACCUGGCUGUAUCUGACACUGGGAAAUACGUCUGUACUGCCUACAAUCAGGUGGGGAUAAUCUCUGCCAAGGCAUCUUUAACAGUGCAGGAUCUCCUGGACACUGGCCAGAAUGAGCAAGACAGGCCCAAAGGUGCCCUGAAGGAGCUGAUGGACCUCCGGGUUUACUUGGCAAAUGUCACUGCUGUUCCCUCCACUCCUGCAGCCCACCUGCACUUGAAGGUCAUCCCCACUGCCCAGCACAUAGAAGGCUACAUGGUCCUCUACCGGGCGCUGCUUCCUGUGAGCACACAUUGGGCUGAAUGGAAUGUCCCCAGAGACCACCGGGCCAUUGUUCCAGCACUCGAGAGAGGCUACAAAUAUGAAUUCAAAGUGCGACCAUAUUCAGGGAAGUUCCAUGGCUCAGACAGCAACACAAGACAUCUCUGGAUCCCCGAAGAAGUGCCCAGUGCUGCUCCUCAGAGCAUCAGCAUCGUUGUGUCCCAAGGGGGGAAUGGCUCUGUUAUCAUCCUCUGGGAGCCUCCACCACACGAUACACACAAUGGCAUCAUUAAGGGGUACCAGGUCUGGUUCCUAGGCAAUGAGACACACGAAGGGUCUAAUAGGACUGUAGACGGAGGAAUGCACAGUCUAGAAACAGCAGGCCUGGCCAAUGGGCCAAAAUACUGUGUCCGAGUAGCAGCCAUAAAUGGAGCAGGAGUCGGAGUGGCCAGUAACCCUGUAUGCAGUGCCCAAGAGCCUACAGUGGGAAAAAUGGCAACGAUUCCGGACUUGCUGUCUGCCGACUAUAUUCUGGAAGUGAUGCGCCAGCCAGUCUUCAUUGCCAGUGUGGGCUCUGCGCUUUGGAUCAUGCUGAUGGUUCUGGCAGUUUACGUUUGCCAGCAACAAGCCAGGCAGCACGGCAAGAAACGGCAGUAUGGUCUUGGUGAAGGUUUGUACAGGAAUGCAAGUGACGACACCAUCAUCAAACAAAGGGUGGACUCAAGUGAUUCCCCAUGGCUUUCCAACACAUGGAAGUCCACUUCCGGUUCAAAGAAUUACAGCACUACCAGCAGCCUGAGCAGCCACCUUCUGUGGACCGAGCCCAAAGACAACCAGGACUUCCAGAAAUCGACUGUGUCCUUCGAGAGACAGAGCCAAGGAUCAUCUCACACCCAGGCUGUUCCUCUGGUGCCCCCCAACAGCAGCAGCAGCAGCAGUAGCCUGUACGGAGCACUCUAUGUGGACCUCCCCGCAAAGGACCUGAAAACCUUCUACAGUGUUCCUCUGCCACACCUUUCCAGCCCCAGCCUGCCAAGUAUGGAACUGGCACGCCCAGGUGACGAAAGGGUCCUCUCUCUCUGCAGUCAGAAUCUGAGGCUAGAUAAUGCCAGCGUCCGGGGAGCAGCAGCACUGCAAGGGAAGGCAUCCAGUCCCUCAUCCCCAAGUUUGAUCCUUCAGGCAUCCUGGGAGAAAAACAGCAAGAAAGAGCUACAGCAAGCACACAGCUCACCUACAGCUCCAUCUGGCUUUUUGGCAGACUGGAGCAACCGCGGCAGCCGGAUCAGCAGCAACAGCUCCGGAAAGCACCACAGAAUCCCCGGGGAAUCAAGAAAGGUCCUGAAGUCCUACAGCUCCCCAAAGUUCUCGCAGGGCAGCGCCUCGCAUAAUGUUGCCAGUCUAUUGCCUCCGCCUCCUCCAGUCCCUCCAGGCUUUCAAGUUUCCCAAGAUCACAGCGCCCAGCAAGAGUGUACCUGCACUUGCUACCUGGAGCCUCCUGCAGCCUUGGUGCCCCAGCAGCAGGAUGAAGACUCCCCACAGACAGCCAAGGAGUCUCCGAGAGCAAGCCAGGCCUUCCCCACCCUGCCGUACAACCGUCUCUCUGCAGCCUCGAUCUCGGUGUCCCUCAACGACGACAGGGAGACAGUGCUUACCCCGGAGGAAGUGGCUGAAUACCUGGAGCUGAGCGAGGAGGCAGAUUGUGCAAGGAACCAGAGCGACGGCUCCUCUGCUACACCUCGGGCUUUGUCUCCACCUCACACCUAUGGAUAUAUCUGCGGCCCGCUGGACUCAGAGCUGCUGGAAAGCGAGGGGGUAGAUGAGGGAGAAGGCUCUGCCCUGCCGGAGGGGGGCUGUCAUCCCACGAAGUUCUUCCGCGGUUUCUGCAGGACUCCCUCGUCCAGCCUGAGUGAGGAUGAAGCUUCCCUGGGGGGCUCCCUGCUCAACGGGUGGGGCUCCGUCUCUGAGGACAAUGGCACCAGUACCCGCUGCAGCCUGGUCAGCUCCUCCGAUGGCUCCUUCCUCCUGGAUGCCAAUUUUGCUCAGGCUCUGGCUGUGGCGGUGGACAGUUUCUGCUUUGGGCUGACUCAGAGGGAGGUUGACAGAGCCCUGACAGACUUUUUGCCCUCGUCUUCUCCUCCCCACAAUGGGAUCAUGCGUCCACAUGGCACCACUGAGAACCUGGAGGAUGCUCAGCAGAAGGCCAGACCACAGCCCCUCCCCGUGUGGGAGUGGAGCACAGAUUGGGUGAAUGAGAUGGAAGCCAAGUACAAGCAGCCACAGCCGGCUGAGAACUGGGGCGCCACCCCACAGCUCAGAGAAGGGAAGACAACCCUGGGAGAGACCCAGAAACUGGCUUCCCCCUCACCGGGGACAAAGGGUGCCUGCGUGUCUGAUUCGAUCAGUUACCCAGACAGAGCAGUCAGUGCCAGCCAGGCCUCUCUCGCUAGCACCCACAACACUGGGUCAGGAGCCUCUGCCAUUUCUAAAAGAGGCGAGGAAGCAGUGAUGGGAAAGCCCGCCAUUCAGAAACAAAAGCCAGAAAGCAGUCCUUGAGAAGUGGGCAUCGUCCAGGAACGGAGUCAUCUGAAAGCCACCCUAUGUGUCUUUGAGAGAGUGCCAUGAUGCAAGCGGACUGGCUGGGAGAGCUUUGAGAAUCUAGGCCUUGAUCAACCCCCCCCCCCCGCCCCCCGUUGACUGCAUUGCAUUCUUGGGAAUAAUUUCCACUGGUGUUCCUCCACAGAGGGGACAGGUCUGUGAUUUCUCCAGCUGUUUCUGCCCCCUGGAGUUAGGAUAUGGUUCGCUUGAGCCACCUUGUCAUUCGGAGCAAUGGGCGAUUUUUCAGGCUGCAUCCUCUGAAGAAGGGUCCUUGCCUGUGUCACAACAUUCUUAGCUUUGUGGCUGCUUCAGACUAUUGCCUAUUCUGUGAGUCAGAUAUCCUACUUUCUCACCUCAGCAUCCGACAUUCCUUGUCGGAGAUCCAGGCUGGCCGUGUUUUGGACCAGUGACUGUAGCUGUCCCCCAAACUGCAGUUUCUAGCUACCUAGUAUAUUUUAACUCCACCUUUCUAUCAAGAGUGUUAGGGCAGCUUACCCAGGUCUCCCUUCCCCAUUUUAUCCUCACAACAACCUUGAGAAGUAGGUUAGAUUGAGAGAGAAUAACUGUCCCAGGGUCACCCAGUGAGUUUCAAGGCUAGGAAGGAAUUUGAAUUCAGUCCUUCCAGAUCCUUGUCUAAUCAUUAUGCCACACGGCAGGUGAGCCCGUUUUGUUCUUUGCUGCUGUUCACCUGCCAAAUAUUGCAGAUCAAAUCUCUAACAGAAGGAGGCCGGGGCAUUUGUUGAUUGGAGGUGGAGAUCAGACCAAGGAUAAUGAAGGAAAGUUCCCUGGGCAUUUUGCUACUGGCUUCCUUCCCAAGAUAGAUCUGAGCCACCAUCUGGCUUGGCUGUUGGCCAGGACAUUUCUAAGGGGGGAAAAGUCCCGCUGUUUCUGAUCUCCUACUUACUAUUGAUGCACACGGUUGUGAAUUUGAAAGGGCGCUCUAGGUUCAGGCGGAGAUCUCACUGCUGCUUGGGAUGGCUUCAUUUAAAAAAAAAAAAAGAAACAACCCAGAAUCUGCAAAGCAAGAGAUGGAAAUCAUUCUUGUAAAAGGUUUGGGCAAGUCUUUUGCACUUUUGGUUAUUCCUAUUGUUGCUAUCCACAUAGCUACAAAUGCUUCUCUUUUGGGGGAUGUCUGUUCUACUAAUCACGCCUGAUACCGCUCAGCUACUAACAGGUUUUGUGGCCUUAUUUUGUAAAUAAACUUUUUUUUUCCA
Eublepharis macularius is the source of this 5081-nucleotide messenger RNA. It is a transcript of the gene ROBO4, whose product is annotated as roundabout guidance receptor 4. Gene Ontology annotation, cellular component: plasma membrane; axon. Gene Ontology annotation, molecular function: protein binding. The transcript has 20 exons. Bases 166 to 3825 code for a protein of 1219 amino acids. Lineage: Eukaryota; Metazoa; Chordata; Lepidosauria; Squamata; Eublepharidae. Gene Ontology annotation, biological process: cell-cell adhesion; axon guidance. The record is from RefSeq and is a predicted model, not a curated record.